This is a messenger RNA of Drosophila rhopaloa, 934 nucleotides long. Its product is annotated as seminal metalloprotease 1. Lineage: Eukaryota; Metazoa; Arthropoda; Insecta; Diptera; Drosophilidae. Gene Ontology annotation, molecular function: zinc ion binding; metalloendopeptidase activity. The coding region runs from base 11 to 766 and encodes 251 amino acids. Gene Ontology annotation, biological process: proteolysis. The record is from RefSeq and is a predicted model, not a curated record. The transcript is spliced from 2 exons.
AACAACCAACAUGUAUUAUUACAAUUUAUUAUCUCUGAUUUUGGUUCUGAUCAGCGGCGUUUUUGCCGCCCCAGCUGAGCGGAUUGAAACCGAUCCGGAGCUGACAGCUGGAUAUAUUGAGGGUGAUAUGGUACCCAGUGGAUCGCUAAGGAAUAUUUGGCGUAAUGAAACCUACCGCUGGCCCAAUCGCAUUAUCUACUAUCACAUCAAUAGCUAUAUAGAUGAAGAGCAUCGGAACCAUAUUGUUAGUGCAAUCCACAAAAUCGAAUCCAUUUCCUGUCUGACCUUCAAAGAGGCCACCACCGAUCAGAAGUAUUAUGUAAAUGUGACCUCUGAGGACGGUGGUUGUUUCUCGUACAUUGGUUAUCUGAACCGAGUUCAACAACUGAAUCUUCAAAAUAAUGAAAUAGGAGUCGGAUGCUUCCGCCUCUAUACGAUUGUUCAUGAGUUCCUACACGCCCUGGGAUUCUUCCAUCAGCAGAGUGCCGCCGAUCGGGAUGAAUUUGUCCAAAUUGUUGAGGAAAAUAUCACCGAAGGCAUGGAAUUUAAUUUCGAUAAAUAUACCGAAGAAACAGUCAACGAUUUUGGCGAGAAAUACGAUUAUGGAAGUGUUAUGCAUUACGGUCCUUAUGCAUUUUCCAAAAACGGCGAGAGGACAAUUGUUGCAUUGGAGGAGGGCAAAGAAGAUGUCAUUGGCCAGCGACUGGAGUUGAGUGAAACAGAUAUCAAAAAGCUAAAUGCCAUGUAUAAAUGCCCCACUGUUUAGUAAUGAAUAUUUUUUAUCGCACCGCCGUUCAGAAUUUUCUUCCGGCCUUGGCAACGUAACGAUGAUAAAUUUCGUUUUCUCGCGAAAAAUAUAAUCUGUUUAUUGUGUUGACAAAUGCAAUUAGGUGAAUGUUCGUCGCUGUCAUUUGCUUUCAGAUUAAUUUUGACA